Messenger RNA from Ictalurus furcatus (blue catfish), 2508 nucleotides. It is a transcript of the gene tmem39a, whose product is annotated as transmembrane protein 39A. Lineage: Eukaryota; Metazoa; Chordata; Actinopteri; Siluriformes; Ictaluridae. The record is from RefSeq and is a predicted model, not a curated record. The transcript has 9 exons. Gene Ontology annotation, biological process: negative regulation of autophagosome assembly; negative regulation of autophagosome maturation. Bases 402 to 1853 code for a protein of 483 amino acids. Gene Ontology annotation, cellular component: endoplasmic reticulum membrane.
AUGACGUCACCGCAGGCGAGGGAGGACUCAGUUUGCCACGUCGGUUUGCGUGUUGAGAAGGAAAAAAAAAACUAACUGAUUAACUCUGGCUAACUUUGCAACUUAAUGACCGUGCUGCGUUGCGGAAAGUAAUCGUUCUUAUCAGCGGAACCGUUACUCGAGCGCGUCGCUCCGUUUCCACCUGAAGAACAUCCGAUUGUUAUUAAAAGCAUCACCCGAGAAACAAACGCUGGCUCUGGACUCGAUGUUUUACUCCGAUUGACCGAUGCGUCCACUCCAUCCGCUCGGAAUUGAUGCUGGCCGGGCUGUGCUGGGGGAGGAGGCCGUGAGGACGUUGGAGCUGGGAGCUGCUGGUAUUGCGCUGGUGGUGGUGCUGGUGGUUGGCACCGUGCGAGCUGGACAUGCCCGGGGGCCGCAGGGGUCCGAGUAGACAGCAGCUGAGCCGCUCGGCAUUGCCCUCCUUGCAAACACUGGUGGGGGGCAGCCUCAGCAACGGCACGGGCCACAGGAGCAGGAACAGUAAUUCAUCGGGUCUGACGGCUCCCCCUCUCACGACCCUGAUUACGCCCGAGCCGGUGCGCCACUGCCGCAUCCCUGAGCUUCCUCUGGACAGCAGCUUGCUCUUCGAGUUCCUGCUCUUCCUGUACCUGCUGGUGGCACUCUUUGUGCAGUAUAUUAACAUCUACAGGACGGUGUGGUGGUAUCCUCACAUCCACCCUGCUGCCUCUACCUCGCUGAACUUUUAUCUGAUCGACUACCACCUGGCUAUCUUCAUUACCGUGAUGCUGGCCAGAAGACUAGUAUGGACCAUUGUCUCAGAGGCCUCCCAGGCGAGCCCGUCUUCGUUUGUGCAGUAUGUGCUGCUGAUUGUGGCCCGACUCAGUCUCCUCACUCUGUGUGGUUGGAUUCUCUGCUGGACCCUCGUCAACCUCUUCAGGACCCACUCAGUGCUUAACCUGCUCUUCUUGGGCUACCCGUUCGGUGUAUAUGUGCCACUGUGCUGCUUUCACCAAGAGGGCCGAACUCAGCAAGCGCCGACAGACUGCUCAUUUUCAGAGCCGGACGGGACAGACGGCUCUCUGCAGCGACCCAAGGACUUCUUAGCGCUUGUGCGAGAGAAUCUGCGGGAGCAAUUCUUCAGCCCCACCCAUGUUCCCGCCCACACAUGCCCGCCCUCUCCCGAGCUCAUACGCAGCGAGGUGGAGGAGCUCAAGAGCGACUUUAACCGUCGCAUCAAAGAGGUGCUCUUCAAUUCUCUGUUCAGCGCGUACUACGUGGCCUUCUUACCGCUCUGUUUCGUCCAGAAAACACAGUACUAUGACAUGCGCUGGUCAUGUGAGCACUUGAUCAUGGUGUGGAUCAACGCAUUCGUAAUGCUGAUGAGUCAGUUGCUCCCUCCCAGCUACUGCGACCUGCUGCACCGCUCCGCCGCACACCUGGGCCGCUGGCAGCGACUCGAGCACGGCUCCUACAGCAACGCGCCACAACACACGUGGUCAGAGAACACAAUCUGGCCUCAGGGUGUGUUAGUGAGACACAGUCGCUGUCUGUACAAGGCCGUGGGGCCAUAUAACGUGGCCUUGCCCUCUGACGUCUCGCACGCCAGAUUUUAUUUCCUGUUCCAUAAGCCAUUGCGGAUCCUGAACCUUCUGAUCGGGAUCGAGUCGAGCGUGGUGCUCUACCAGCUGUACUCGUUGCUGCGCUCCGAGCGCUGGAAUCACACACUUUCGCUGGGCCUCAUUCUCUUCUGCAACUACUAUGUGCUGUUCAAGUUGCUGCGGGACCGCAUAGUGCUGGGCAAAGCCUACUCGUACCCCCUGAACAGCAACAGCCUGGGUCUCAAGUCACAGUGAUGUGUGCUUUAGGGUGUUUUAUCAAAUGACUGUGAACUCCAGCUGGUAUUUCUUUUGAUACGGUUCUAUUUUCCUGCAACAUUUCUAUCUAUUUAAGAAAAUAUUUUAUUUUGUAUACUGUUACAUGAAUGAACGCAGGGCAUUACGUUUGCAUGACGUGAUGUCAUUUCUUCCCAUAUGUAAAAGUUUUGGGGGGAAAAAAAAACCAAACGGUGGAAAAAGAAGCAGACGGGGAGAAGCGUCUAUGCUUUUUAGCACGUUUCCCACACGACGUCCAAAUGUCGCCAAAGAUGCUCUUAAAAACAAAACAAAAUGGGCAGCCAGUGAAGAGAGGAGUUCAGCUGUGCACUCUAGAUGGAGGUCUGACAAGUGGAUGAAAUUCGAUCUUGUAUAGUGAAUGCUGUAUUAUUUCUCUUCAUUGCAUUACUGUAUUUUAUGAUUAUGAACUGUCGAUAGCCUGAUAUUGGUGCAUUUAAAUUUACUUUCUUUUUUUUUUUUUCUUUUCUUGGACUCCACUUUUUCCUGUCGCAACAGCGUUUUGAAGCUUAGUAGAUGCCACUUUGUUUCCUGUUUAUUUAAGUUCAUCUCUGUGCCAAAUCCCAGGAUGCUAUGGGAGCCUACCUUCUGCCAUUAUUUUCAACAUGGUUAAUGGCUA